This is a messenger RNA of Mercenaria mercenaria, 3698 nucleotides long. Its product is annotated as F-box/LRR-repeat protein 7-like. The transcript has 2 exons. Bases 203 to 2068 code for a protein of 621 amino acids. NCBI's taxonomy places the organism in Eukaryota, Metazoa, Mollusca, Bivalvia, Venerida, Veneridae. The record is from RefSeq and is a predicted model, not a curated record. Gene Ontology annotation, molecular function: protein binding.
AGUCAUUUCAUUUCAUGUUAUAAUGUUGCCAUGUGUAUAUAUUAAUUUAUAGGUUAGACAUAUGACGUAGAUACAGAUGACAGAUACCAAGUAACAGAUGUAAGAUAUUGAAACACAAUCGGCUGAGUAAUAACUGAAACAAUGAUGAAAUGCUAUUUUUUCCCAGAUCGCUGUGACUUCAAACUGCGAAUAAUACACAGAAAUGGAUUUUAAUAGGCCAAUGUGCAUAAAAACUGUUAGAAAUGAGGAUACCUCAAUACAAGUACUGCCUAAUGAAAUUUUGGCGACAAUAUUCAGAUUUCUACAACCUAUUGAUGACAUAUUACCAGGUCUGGCACUAGUAUGUCGGAAGUGGCACGAUGUUCUAUAUUACUACGGAUCCCUGUGGAAGACCAUUAUCAUAGAUCCGACCUUCUAUAAAGCGUUGCAUUUCAAACUGGUUCUUUGCUUGUUUCGUCUCUAUGGACAUCAUGUACAAACGCUAAUCUGGCGGGAAAGUACGUCUGUAUAUGAAUCUAUAUUUUCACGCAUCCCUCUUUUGAAAAACUUGAAAGUGUUAAGGAUUCCAGUUUUGUGGACUAAAAGAGUUAUAGAUACAUGUUGUGUGUUCGUACAUUUGGUAAAAGUUCAAAUAAAUGGAGGUUAUUCGCUCACAGACGAACAACUUAUUGAAAUCGCAAGAUGCCUGCCUGGUUUGAAGACAAUAACAUUAAAUGCAUGCUGGAACAUUACUAUUGAAGGUAUCAACGCAAUCAUACCUCUGCUAAGUUCUUUAAAUGAUGUGCGUAUCAAAAUCAAUUCUAACCUUCGACUGGAACACGGACGGAGCGAGACUGCGAUUAGAGAAGGGUUUCGUAUAUUCAAAGGUUUAAAGUUUGAACCUCUCUGUAACCUUGUUAGUGUGUUGUGCGUCCAUUUUGUUUCCAUGGAAAUGGAAGAUUUGUGGGAUAUAGUGAACAGAAUGACCAUUCUACGUAAACUAAGCAUCAGUAACUGCGAGCAGUUACAUGGUGUAAGACUGACAUCUGCUAGUUUGCAGAAGUUUUACAUUUUCAACGUCUGGAGCACAUCUUUUAUCAGCAUAUACGCGCAAAGGCUACGCCACGUGACAAUUGAUCAUGGAAUGGAAUCCCUGGAACAUGUUGAACUAUUUGCAAAGAAUCUUCGACGCGCAUGCGUGAAUGGAUCAAAUAGCCUCCACACCCUUAAAAUCAAAAGUGAAAGACUUUCGGUGCUAGAAAUAUCACACUGUGAAAGUAUUGAUAUGAAGUCGUUAAAAGAAACUCUCCGGGCAAAUCCAAAAAUAAAGUGCCUAAGAAUUGGAUGCAUUUCUGAGGAUAGUCUUACCUUCGAUGAGUUUAUGAUUCCAAGCGUAGAGGAGCUUUGUUUGCUCGGUGACUUUGACUGUGAAACUCUACAUGUGCGUAGUCCAUCAAUACGAUUUCUACAUACAGAAGCAGAGGAUGACAUAAUCACACUAAAUCAUAUGUACGUCACGGCAAACCAUCUGUGUAAGGUGGUUAUGGUAGGUUUGCCUACACUUAGGACCGUUACAAUUCAGUGUGUAAGUGUAGAUUGCAUAGAAAUGAAUUUAUGCAGUGAUGACCAGUUAAAUCUACAAUCUUGUGUUAUACAUGCACUAAAUGCUAUAGGUUUUCUUCGACUCUUCGAUUGCAAAUUUAGUUUGUUGUCCGUCUGUACACAGCUUGCAAAGACUGUUGUACUUUACCGUUGUGAAAUGACAGAUUAUGUUUUGCAAAUGGCCUUAUCCGGAUGUCCAAAUGUAGCGCAUUUAAAUCUUGAGAAAUGUCGAGAAAUUAGUCAUGUAAAUAUUUCAACUAAGCCAUUGAAAUUUCUGAAUUUGUUUGACUGCACAACCAUUAAGAGACUUAACUUAAAUUGCCCAGAGUUGACAGCGAUUAAUCUAGGUCACUGUCCAAAUGUACGACUGUUCAUUAGAGGCACAGAGCAAAGUUUAGACACACUGAAGUUCCCAUUUCAAGUUGUCUUACCAUCCGACCAUAUUCGCUGGAGUCACGAUUUUCCCCCCGUAGAAUACAUGUGUUGAUGGCAAAUAUGUCGUACAUUUAUGCUGAUGCAACAUUCGAACAAACUUGUAGAACUGUGGAAAAGAGUUUAACUGUUUUCGUAGCAAAACGAUACAUUAAAUUAUACAUGUCAUAACUCUAAGCUUUCUCGUUACAUCCGAUAUGACAAAUAAAGAAUCUGAUAUUGCUUCACGAAAAUUGUUAGUGAAUGACCAAUAACAAUUAACCUUUAAAACUUCUCAAGUAUUUAUUUGAAAUAUGCACCGAAGAAAAUGAAAUGCUAAUAGAUAUGACAUAUCCAACCUGUAAAACUGUACACAGACCAUUUAAUAUUAUCAAUAUUCAAUGUCAAGACAGACAUACGUAUACUUAAUAGCCUUUCAUUAGAAAGAAGUAAUGAGAAACACGUUGUUUACAGAACUGUAUAAAUCAUAAGUAAACUAUUAUUUGUGAAAAAGGUACAAAGUAAUUAUUAUUUUUCUUUCCGUUUAUGCAUUUUCCUGCUCUGAAAUGUGAUUUAUUUAUAUGGUAAUCAUUUGUUUAUGACGUUUAAUCAACUUGAAGAAGCAAAUUCAUUCAGAUAUAUAUCGGAUAUGUUGAAAUGUCUGCUCAAGUAAUGUAUCAAACUAGUAUGAAUGAAAAAUAUGCGUGGGAUUGUACAAUCCCAUUUGCAACAGCUGCUGUCACAGUGACGUAGCAAUAUUGUAUUUAGGUUUAAUGCCAUAUUUGCCAUAUGACUCGCGUGAAUGAAAUGUUAGGCAGUGUGGUAUACAAGUCUACAAUCUUUUCCGAUUGUCAAUUUUAAUCAGAAUACCUGUAUACAUUAUAUGAUACAGAAAAUGAACAGAGUACUGGCCAGUCCCGCCGAAUCGAAACACCUUUUCAAUGCGCAGUUGUUAUCAAAUAGCAGGCAAUGACAUUGUGUAAACAUACGACACGCACAAGCAAGUUCAUGUUAAACAAGACCCAUGUCAGACCAAAAUAAGAAGAGGAAUACCUGUAAAUACGGAUAAAUUAUUCCUCGUACUGAAUCUCCUGUCAAUAUUCUUUACCAUUGUGAGAAAUGACAACUUAAUCCUUUAAUAAAUAGUUUUGCCAUUAUUUUCCAGACAAGCAUAAUAAAAUAUGGUAAAGGGAACUCAUUUAAUGUCUUGGCAAUGUAGAGUAAUGGUUCCUGGACAAGGCACUUCUUAAAGAAGACCAUUCAAAGUACAUGUAUAAGCAUGGUAGAGUUUUGGUUAGUGUAUACUUCACUCCCCGGACAUGUACGAAUCUUCACCAGCAUGCCUUGAACAGUCCCUGAUAAUAAGAUGUCUAUUCACGGACAAACAGACGGAAUUAUUUGUAAAAGAAACUACCCCAUUAAUAAUAUUAUGCUUUGCGAUUAAUUGAAAACCUGUCAAGAUUUUUUGAAAAUUUAAAGUUCCCAUUGCCACGUUCGGGAGUUCUUUAAAAUGAUGUAAGAGAUAAUUUUGUUCUGCUUAAUUCAAUUUUCAGAUCGAUACGUACGUUAUAUCCAAAUAUGAUAGUAUUGCCUUUUUAAAUAUUGCACUUUAAUUCAUUCAAAGUCCGAAUGUACGUUUUGGAACACAUACAGGCGGAGGAAUUUGAGUUUACAAUAUUUAAGUAUAUUAACAAGUAUGUUACUGG